Molecule: messenger RNA, 512 nt
Organism: Plectropomus leopardus (leopard coralgrouper)
Lineage: Eukaryota; Metazoa; Chordata; Actinopteri; Perciformes; Serranidae
Source: RefSeq, a predicted model, not a curated record
GUCUGACUGCGUCCUCUGUCGGUGGUGCAGGUGUCGGCAGCAGCCCCAGCAGUCAGUGGGAUUUUUGGGGAAGCACGUUGGUGACAAGCUCGUACGUGCGACUCACUCCAGACGAGAGGAGCAAGCAGGGAUCCAUCUGGAACACCGUGCCGUGUUACCUGAAGGACUGGGAGAUGCACGUGCAGUUUAAAGUUCACGGGUCAGGAAAGAAGAAUCUCCACGGCGACGGCAUCGCGGUGUGGUACACGAAGGACCGCCUGCAUCCAGGCCCCGUGUUUGGAAACCAAGAUCGCUUUCAUGGCCUGGCUAUUUUUGUGGAUACCUUCCGCAAUGACCUCCAUGGGAUGGAUCGUUCCUUCCCGUACAUUUCAGCCAUGGUGAACAACGGCUCAGUGAACUACGACCACGGCAAAGACGGCCGCUCGUCGGAGCUGGGAGGCUGCUCGGCCGAGAUCAGGAACAGAGAGCACGACACAUACCUCGCCAUCCGUUACUCCAAAGGAAGACUCACC